This is a messenger RNA of Eruca vesicaria subsp. sativa (arugula), 673 nucleotides long. The record is from the annotation of a GenBank genome assembly. NCBI's taxonomy places the organism in Eukaryota, Viridiplantae, Streptophyta, Magnoliopsida, Brassicales, Brassicaceae.
AUGGAGAUUGAAGGCAAAGAAGUCAGAGCUCAGAUUUGGGAUACUGCUGGUCAAGAACGCUUCCGUGCCGUCACUUCCGCUUAUUACCGCGGCGCUGUCGGAGCACUUGUUGUCUACGACAUCAGCCGUCGCAGUACCUUCGAGAGCGUUGGACGUUGGCUCGAUGAGCUCAAGACACAUUCGGAUAAAACGGUGGCAAGAAUGCUGGUGGGAAACAAGUGCGACCUAGAAAGCAUGAGAGCUGUGACUGUGGAAGAGGGCAAAGCUCUAGCGGAAGCUCAAGGACUAUUCUUCAUGGAAACAUCGGCUCUUGAUUCAACAAACGUUAAAACUGCUUUUGAGAUGGUGAUCCGAGACAUCUACACUAAUGUUAGCCGGAAACAACUCAACUCCGACACAUAUAAGACCCAACUGAGCGGGAAGAACAGGGUUAGUCUGGUAAAGGACGACAAUUAAGGGCUCCAAUCAAGGCUUCGGUUUCUCUUGUUGUUCUUCCUCGUGAUCUCAUUUUGGUUCUGACUAUUUAUUCAUUUGUUUCAUAAGAUUCUUGUUUUGUUUUUUUUCUUUCUCCUAGAGAGAAAGCCAUGAUCAUAUUUGUUAUUUUCCUUCAAGUUUGGAUCGAACUGUAAGACUUAGGAUAAUUAAUCAUUGGUAUUUUACUUAAAUACAUUAA